Molecule: messenger RNA, 3949 nt
Organism: Mesoplodon densirostris (Blainville's beaked whale)
Lineage: Eukaryota; Metazoa; Chordata; Mammalia; Artiodactyla; Ziphiidae
Gene: DONSON
Product: DNA replication fork stabilization factor DONSON
Exons: 10
Coding region: 435-2120 (561 amino acids)
Biological process (GO): nuclear DNA replication
Cellular component (GO): nucleus
Source: RefSeq, a predicted model, not a curated record
GAGGCCCAGGCCUCCCUCUCCAGCUUUGGACGUCGCUGCCGCGCUCUGGAAGCUUAUCGAAGGGGCAGCUCAAGUGUGACGUUUCGUUUUCAUCCUGGCGCCGUGCCUGGGGCUCAUCACACCCUGCUGCGGAUUUGAACAGCGCUCAUCUAUCCCGGUGCGCAGGACCGCGUGCUUCCCAGCCACCUAGCACCCGGCGACCGGACUACAGCCAAGGACCCAACCAGACCGCCAAGGCGGCGCCCGGCGAGGAGCAGGGCCCUCGCGUGCCCUCGGCCUCGGAGGAACACAGCCGGGGGCGGGGCCUCGCGGGCGCCGUACGGCACACGCGCCGAGAGACGCCGCGAGGGCGGGGCUACGUCGGGGCGGGGCCGCGGCGCGCGGGAAGCGCCUGCGGGUGCUGCAGGCCGUGUCUUCGGCCUCCGCGGCGCGUGAUGGCUCUGUCGGUACCCGGCUACUCGCCCAGUUUCAAAAGGCCGCCAGAGACAUUGCGGCUCCGACGGAAAAGGGGCCGGAGCCUUGGGGCCGCCUCCCCGACCGAGAAGCGGCCCGAGCCGGCGACCCGCCGCGCCGCCCUGACGGCCGGGCUGCCCCUCCGCCCUUUCCCGGCAGCGGGCAGAGGCGGCGGCGGCCCGGCCGCGUCCCGAAGGAACCCCUUCGCCCGCUUGGACAACCGGCCGCGGGCCGCCGCCGAGCCUCCCAACGGGCCGUCCCGCGGCCAGCAGGAGGCGCCGGGCCCGUUUUUAGAUUCUAAUCAAGAAAAUGAUUUGCUAUGGGAAGAGAAGAUUCCUGAAAGAACAGCCAUUACUGAAUUACCCCAGACUCCUCAUGUAUCAUUCUCCGAAUCUGAUAGUCCAUCCUCAGAAAGUACUGAGUUACCUGUGGACUGGAGUAUUAAAACUCGACUCCUUUUCUCCUCUUCUCAACCCUUUACCUGGGCAGAUCAUUUGAAAGCACAGGAAGAGGCUCAAGGUGUCAUCCAGCAUUGUAGGGCAACAGAAGUUACUUUGCCUCAAAAUAUACAGGAUCCCAAACUCUCCACUGAGCUGCGUUGUGCCUUCCAGCAGAGCCUUAUCUAUUGGCUGCACCCUGCCUUGUCUUGGCUACCACUGUUCCCUCGUAUUGGAGCUGACAGAAAAAUGGCUGGAAAGACAAACCCUUGGUCAAAUGAUGAAACCCUGCAACACAUUUUAAUGAGUGACUGGUCUGUGAGCUUUACUUCUCUGUAUAAUCUGCUGAAGACAAAACUUUGCCCCUAUUUCUACGUUUGUACCUAUCAGUUUACUGUCCUGUUCCGUGCAGCGGGAUUAGCAGGAGAGGAAGUAAUCACGGCUCUCAUCUCUCCUACAGCUAGAGGUCUAAGAGAAGCUAUGAAAAACGAAGGUAUUGAAUUUUCUUUGCCUUUAAUAAAAGAAAGUGGCCAUGAAAAGAGGAAAGCGUCUGGAACAAGCUUGGGACAUGGGGAGGAGCAAGCAGUCAGCGAUGAGGACGAAGAAGAAAGCUUUUCAUGGCUGGAAGAGAUGGGUGUGCGAGAUAAAAUUAAAAAACCAGAUGCACUUUCUAUCAAGCUGCGUAAAGAGAUACAUGAAGUCCAAAUGGAUCACAGACCCGAGUCUGUUGUGUUGGUGAAGGGAACGAAUACCUUUACAUUGCUAAAUUUUUUGAUCAACUGUAAGAGUUUAAUUGCUACCUCAGGUCCCCAGGCAGGACUUCCACCAACCCUCUUAUCACCUAUAGCUUUCCGAGGCGCCACAAUGCAAAUGCUUAAGGCGCGAAGUGUAAAUGUGAAGACACAAGCUCCUUCUGGAUACAGAGAUCAAUUUAGUUUGGAGAUUACAGGUCCUAUCAUGCCUCAUUCUCUACAUGCCGUGACUAUGCUACUCAGAUCUUCACAGAGAGGGUCAUUUUCUGCAGGACUGUAUACACAUGAGCCAACUGCUGUAUUUAAUAUCUGCCCAGCAAAGGAUAAAGUACUGGAUAAGGAGGCCAUUCGUGAGGAGCUUGCCAACUGUGGAUUGCACCCUAAAACUCUGGACCACCUUAGUCAAACACCGAUACUGGGGAAAUCAUCUUUACGGCAUGUGGAAAUGCAUGACUUCAUUUAUAAUUGGAGAUCCUGAACACCAAAGUAAGCCUAAAAGGAAUCUUUGAGGAAAAAAGCCUUCUAGCAAGGAAAUUCAAGAUUCUUAUAUCUUUGGCUUUAAAGUUCACUUCGGAAGUUUAAAGGAAUAUAGCUUUUAAAAUACUCAAAUGUUUACAAACAUUAACCUUUUACAAUACUUUUAUUACAUGCACUAAGCAGUAAAUAGGAUUAAGGUUUCCCUGGUGGCGCAGUGGUUGGGAGUCCGCCUGCCGAUGCAGGGGACGCAGGUUCGUGCCCUGGUCUGGGAGGAUCCCACGUGCCACGGAGUGGCUGGGCCCGUGAGCCAUGGCCACUGGGCCUGCACGUCCGGAGCCUGUGCUCCGCAGGGGGAGAGGCCACAGCGGUGAGAAGCCCGCGUACCGCCAAAAAAAAAAAAAAAAAAAAAAUCAACGUUUUUAUUCUUUUGAUUAGAUAUUCAGAUAUGAACUUUUUAAAAACUUCAAAAACCUUGAAUGAAAAUUCUAGAUCGAUUAUCCUAAUUAUAAAUUGGGUAGAAAACUGAGUGUUUCCUUGCAAAUGGAAGUUGAGGCUUAGUAUCAGUUAUCUCAUGCCAUUGUGACUAACAGCAUCAGGGCAAAACUAUCUUUAACAAUUUCCUUAGGAUUGUUAUUAGCAAGUUCUAGUUUUACAAAGGUAGAAAACAAAUGUAGACAGCAUCUACUGAGCUGAUUGUUGACGCUUCCACCUUAGUUGUUUUCCUACCUGUUUACAAUUCCUCUAUUCUCAAAAUACAUAUUACUUGUUGUAAUGCAUGUUAACUCAGAUAAGGGUAUUUUUGUAUUCCAUAUAGAAUAGGGUUAAGAGUUGUAAAGUAUGCUCAGCUAUCAUGACAAAGUAGUAUUUAAUAUGUUCUUGUAGGUAUUUGUGUAUGUGCGUGUAUAUAUAUAUAAUUCAAAUUUUCUUAAAUAAAAGUGCUUAGAAAUCAAAAGCAUUGGGUAAAGAAGUAACAGUAGUGAAGAAGUAUGUGUUCACUUUGUAAUCCAGAAAAUAAAACACCACGUUUAUUCCAGAGAAGUUUAUAUUUGGGCCUUAAGCUUUUGAAAAUAAAGUUUAGAGACAUAGCAUAUGAAUACCACUGUAAUACACAUGAAAUAUUCUAUCAAUCAGACCCUAAAAAUUAACAGAAACUUAACCCUUCUCAUAGUCAACAAAAUAGUGGCUGGGUGCCGAUUUUAUUAGGUAAGUUGGUUACAGCAUUUUAAUUAUCAUUUUACGUCUAUCUAGGUGUAGCUGAAAUUCAAAAUGCACAUCAAAGUAAAACUAUAUCACAACUCAAUGCCAUACUAAAUGUACUUGGCCUCUGCAGUAAAAUUCUAGUCAGACUUCCUUUUAACUCCCUUCUCAUUCAUGGCCCAAGUGGCUUUUGACAGAAACGCAGGACUUAGUGCUGAUCAUCACACAACAUACCACUUUCUUUUUUUUAUAACCUCUACAAAAUUUAAAGGGGAUACGGCGGCGUUAGCCCUGUGGAACAGAUCUUGCUUGAUUACCUCAAUAACACUGGCCCAGUAUCUGUCCAGCAGAACCCAUUGUGAACUAGUACAAGGUGCACAGCCCUUCACUGAUUACAGGCAAGUGUUACAGCAGCCUAGCCAUAAGUAAGGGGAGUUGACAUCAUAGUACAAAAUACAGUAUAAAAGCGUUAUUUAACAUUCCACACUGAAGAUUACGGAUGCCUUCAAACAGUCGUUUGGAUGUUAGCCACUUAAACAAAUACAUCACUAAGGUAAACAAUAUAAACAUACCAAAACCCUGUAUGGUUAAAUACAAUUUCCAUGGUACAAAAAUCAAAGCCUGGAGAUGUUU